Messenger RNA from Mus caroli (Ryukyu mouse), 1475 nucleotides. RefSeq names its product death associated protein (gene Dap). Gene Ontology annotation, biological process: negative regulation of autophagy; cellular response to amino acid starvation; apoptotic signaling pathway. The record is from RefSeq and is a predicted model, not a curated record. Lineage: Eukaryota; Metazoa; Chordata; Mammalia; Rodentia; Muridae. Gene Ontology annotation, molecular function: death domain binding.
AGCCGUUUGGAGCCACGCCCCCCUGUCCGGGGCGGCAGUGCGCGUUCCCGAGCGGCGCGCGCCUCACGCCUUACCCCCGAGUCCUCGCGCGCGCUCUGCCGCCCACCCCGCCGCUGCCGUCGCCCCUCCGAAAACCAGCGGCGCCAUGUCUUCGCCUCCAGAAGGAAAGCUUGAGACCAAAGCUGGACACCCGCCCGCCGUGAAAGCCGGCGGGAUGCGGAUUGUGCAGAAACACCCACAUACCGGAGAUGGGAAGGAAGAGAGAGACAAAGAUGACCAAGAAUGGGAAAGCACCAGCCCACCUAAACCAACAGUGUUCAUCUCUGGCGUUAUUGCCCGGGGUGACAAAGACUUCCCUCCAGCGGCUGCACAGGUGGCCCACCAGAAGCCACACGCCUCCAUGGACAAACACGUUUCUCCAAGAACGCAGCAUAUCCAACAGCCUCGCAAGUGACCAGCGCCCAGACCCAGGCACCUCAGCAGCAGCAGCAGCAGCAGCCGCAGCACCCAUGCCAUCUCCAGGAUGCUUCCCUGACAAAAAACAACUCCCGUACUUCCCACAGAGUUUACUACAUUUAGAAACCUCAGACAAAGCAACAUGGGCCUCAGCUCUCUCAGAUUCCCAUAUUGAAAACUAGAAGAGGCUCAAACCCCAAACUUUGUUUCUAAGAGUCCUAGUCGAGGGUCCCUAAAGGGUCAUUGAACCCCCCCAGAAGUGCCAUUAGCAGAACUCGGCAAGUCCUUCACACUGUAGCAGUCGCUGAAAGUCCUUACUCAUGGUCCUGAGAGGAAGAGACCACUUUGGAGAGAUUUGAUAAGGCGGUAUGCUCCGCCACAGCUGUGCUCACUUCUGCUCCCAGGCUGAGGCUGCAGAACCCUGCUUUUCUGAAAAGUCAAAGGGCUCCCUUAGCCAGAUGCAGAGCCUUCCGGAGCACUGCUCUUGGCGGGUGCUCCUGGCUGUCCCAGUGGCCUACGGUGGCUCCAGCUGCAGUUCAUGCUUGCUCUGCGGGCACCGUGUGUGCCUCCAGCCUUCAUGGGACUACUUACCAGGCUGUGUCGCUAAAGGAGGGAUGGGCUCCUCAAAUUUUUCCAGCAAUUUAGUACCCCAGCAGUGGAUUUACAGGAAGCAAACCCAGGCCACGAGUCUGUGUCGUCAGUUUCUCCCGUUGUAAUUACUGAAAUGGUGUGAAGUAACCAAGGGUCACUUUGGAGACCCAGGCUUGGCCACAACCCACAACCAAAUCUAGGAAGGGACCUUAAAGCCAUAAGACCAGGUCCCCCUGUGCAGACCUUCCUACACUGUGCUGUGUACAUCCUGAAGCAUCUACAGUCCCUUUUAGUUAAACAACCUGAGGGGCUACCCUGUGUCUGGAUUCUGGGUCACUGAAGGUGACUACUUUUUGCUUGAAUGAAUUUCCUAAUCUUUGAUGUUGAGAAUAUGUUGAUUAUAAUAAAGCUCCUGCAUUUCUGCCUCA